AUGAUGAAUAUACGGUUCAUUUUGGGUGUUAUUACUUUACUAUCCACGAUAGUUCAUGCACUGUCUACGGGGAAUCAUGGCAUACGUCGUGCCAAAAGACAGUCGACGGACCGACUGGUCUUUGCACACUUUAUGAUUGGAAUCGUCAGCAAUAGAAACAGCGCAUCGGACUACGAUGACGACAUGAAACGGGCUAAGUCUCUGGGCAUUGAUGCAUUUGCUCUGAACAUUGGCACAGAUCCCUAUACUGAUCAACAACUCCAACUUGCAUACGACUCAGCUGCCAACAAUGACAUGAAGGUCUUUCUAUCAUUUGAUUUCAACUGGUGGCAUAUUGAACAGGCCGCCGAAGUUGGCCAGAAGGUUGCCCAGUAUGCUAGCAAACCUGCACAACUUCUCGUCGAUGACAAGGUAUUCGUUUCAUCGUUCGCUGGUGAUGGAAUGGAUGUUUCAGCAAUGCGAGCAGCAGUAGGAAGAUCGGUAUUUUUCGCACCGAAUUUCCACCCAUCAACUGGGACAGAUAUCUCGCCAGUUGACGGCCUCUUGAAUUGGAUGGCGUGGCCAAACAACGGAAAUAACAAAGCCCCAACUGCAGAGCACAGUAUUUCUGUCGCCGACGGGGAUAAGGAAUAUGUCGAUGCUCUUGGCGGGAAGGCUUAUAUUGCCCCUGUUUCCCCGUGGUUUUUCACGCAUUUCGGACCUGAAGUUUCCUAUAGCAAAAACUGGAACUUCCCGUCUGAUCUCCUGUGGUUUAACAGAUGGAAUGAGAUUCUUGAGUUGAAACCGCGAUUUAUCGAGAUUGUGACAUGGAAUGACUAUGGAGAGUCUCAUUAUAUUGGUCCUUUGAGAUCACCGCACACUGACGACGGGGCCUCGAAAUGGGUUAAUGACAUGCCCCACGGAGGAUGGCUGGACAUUUCAAAACCAUACAUCGCCGCGUUCAAAGCAGGCCAGUCGUCUCCAGACAGUCAUAUAUCAUCUGAUGAGUUAGUCUACUGGUACCGACCUGCACCACGUGGGGUGAACUGCGACUCUACAGAUACCUGCAUGGUACCAGCGAACAAUGGCAGUGGAAACUAUUUCAUGGGUCGUCCAGAUGGCUGGGAAUCCAUGGCCGACUCUGUCUUUGUUGUAUCAUUGCUUACAGCCCCAGCCACAGUGCAGGUCAACAGCGGCGGGACUGUCCAUAAUUACGAAGCGCCAGCCGGGGCAAGUGCAAAGGAGGUGCCAAUGGGAGUUGGUGCACAAAGCUUUGAGGUCAAUCGCGACGGCAAGACUAUCCUGUCAGGGACCAGUUUGAAGGAGAUUAUCGACGGGUGCGUGUGUGGUUUGUAUAACUUCAACGCCUAUGUCGGAACGCUUCCAUCAGGAUCCGACGAUGCCCUCCAGCCAGAAGGGCUCUCUGCCUUUACACAGGGCCUGCGUGUUCAGACAUGUCAACCUACCCCCUCGUUAGGUACAGUACCCCCGGCUGCUCCAUCUCCAAGUAAGAGCACCGUAUUGCCAAGUUCUCCUCCUAGCACAACAAAAGCCCCUGGGCCAUGCUCUGCUAUUCCGUCGACUGUCGUCGUCACUGUGACAGUUACCCAGGCUAUGACUCCGCCAAAUUCACCUCCAAGCCGAACUUGCGGCGGGGGCGGUGGUGGAGGUGGUAACGGCGGAGGUGGAACUGGCAAUGGAAACGCUGGAGGAGGAGGUGGCGGCGGCGGGGGCGGAGGAGGAGGGGGUGUGGGUUGUGUUCGUUUUGUUGCAGCUAUGGUUAUUGUCCACCUGGACCCUGCACUUGUACGCAGUAUGGAAUCCCAGUCCCGCUUCCACCAUCAACUGGAGCUCGUGGGGCGCCUCUUAUCGGCGAAGACGACUCGUAUCUGGGUCUUUGCAGUUUUGCAUGUGAUCAUGGAUAUUGUCCCCCUACAGCCUGCAGAAUAA
Penicillium mononematosum is the source of this 1929-nucleotide messenger RNA. RefSeq names its product glycoside hydrolase family 71 protein. Gene Ontology annotation, molecular function: glucan endo-1,3-alpha-glucosidase activity. Gene Ontology annotation, biological process: mating projection tip cell wall disassembly. The transcript has 6 exons. The record is from RefSeq and is a predicted model, not a curated record. The coding region runs from base 1 to 1929 and encodes 642 amino acids. Lineage: Eukaryota; Fungi; Ascomycota; Eurotiomycetes; Eurotiales; Aspergillaceae.